AUGAGACGAGCUCGCCCGAAAUCGUACGUGUUGGCCACUUCCACCAGCUUACCAGAAACGGAACAUCCGAUGUCAUUUAGCCACGAUGACAGCAGAGAGUUAUCCUCACUCGGUUCGUUAUCAUCAAUUGAUAGAUCAUCACGUGGAGCGCAUGCCCAACAUGCACAUGCGCAUGGCCAUCGCAUGCAGAAGUUCAUUUCACUAUUUAGUCAUCAGCAUUCGCCGGUAAAAAUGCGUGCAAAACGUUCACGUACAUCACUUCCAAUGUCUCGUACUCCACUGCCAGAUACGAUACUUCGCGCUAAUAAGCUCACACGACAAGGGUGGCUACGGCACCAGGAGCUUGCGCUUGGUAAAACGGGUAAACGACGACAUUGGGAAGAAUGCUAUGCGGUGCUGUUUGAUCGUAGUCUUUAUCUCUGCCCUAAUGAGCCACGUACGACCGUAACCGAAAACACUGGCGAGAAGCUAGUGCAUUUACCUCCAUGCGCACGUGUAGAUGUACAUUCAUCAAUUAUUGAUAUUGCAUAUGAAUGGUUGGCAAUGAGCCAUACAAAACAUGUGUUUCGAUUGGUUACACAGACAAGGACGGAGCAUCUGUUCGAUUUAAAUAGGUGGGAAUUUCAGUGUAUUGAUUUCAUUUGUCAUAAGAGAAUCUACACAAAUCCCUUGAAGAUACCCCCAUCCCUGAAUCAAUGA
This is a messenger RNA of Strongylus vulgaris, 699 nucleotides long. The record is from the annotation of a GenBank genome assembly. NCBI's taxonomy places the organism in Eukaryota, Metazoa, Nematoda, Chromadorea, Rhabditida, Strongylidae.